AUGAUCAUUAAUAACUAUCUCGAAUGUAGUGAGACUAUUGGUUUGAACGAAAUUCAUCUUAAAAAUUAUAGUCAUUUACUAGAUGAUUCACAGUGUAGCGAGGAUUUAAAAAUCGAAGCAUUGAAUUCAGUACUUCUCACUGUUAAAAGAAAUAAAGAUAUACCUGAAUUCAUAAUAGAAACUCUUUUUAGAAAUAUUAAUAAAGGUAACGAUAAACUUGAUAAUUUUGUUGUACUAGUUAUAGAAAUUCUUUCUAAACUAAAGGAGAUAAAAAAUAUUGAUGAUUUAUCAGCAAAAUUAUUAAAGGACGAGGUCAUAGGUGGGGGUGGAAUUGACAUUAAUUUUGAAAACAGCUCGCAGGAAAAUAGUGAUUGUCAAUCAAUAUCAUUGAUAGUCGCUCGAAUUUUUGUUAAUUCUUUGCAAAAGAAUGUUCGAGUAAACGAUGAAAGCAUUGAAAAUCUUGUUAAGGCACUCAAUAGUAACAACAAGCAAACUUGUAUUUUAUCGGCAAAAUCAUUAUAUUUGGUCUCAAAAGCUCAAUGUAUUAAAAAUAAUUUUUUAGUAGCACUAAAAGAACAUGUAGGUAAUAGUAUAUCUGAUGUUUCUCUCUACUCGACAGUUGCUUAUACUCAAGGUUUAGAGAAAUUAUCAUCAGCCGGGCAACCUAUCAUGACAAGUCAUAUUGAUUUUUUAUCCAAUGUUUAUGCAUUUGAAGAAUUACAAUUAGAAGAAGAAGACUUUACUGAUGUAGUUAACAGAAAUAUUUUAUCUACAUUAUGGAACGUAGCAGCAAAUCAUCUAUUUGAAGAGAAUAUUUUUCGAAUUUUCGAUCAUAUUUUUUUGUUUGAAAGUCCUUAUGUACUUCGGGCAAUCGAAAUCCUUACUAAAUACUCAGCAAAUAAAUAUCUUAUUCAGGACAGUACAAUAGCUGCGUUAGAGAAUGUCGCUGGUAUGCCUAAAUUUUUAAAAGAAAUCUUACAAUUAUUUGAAAACAUAACUUAUAACGAACAAAUCAUUGGUGAAAAAAUUUUACCUAUUAUCGCUGAUAACUUUUAUCGCUUAGACAAUGAGAUAUUACGAAACCAAUCAUUUCAUAUUUUAGAUAAGGCUAAUGAUAAUCAAGAUGUAUCAGAAGAAAUAUUUGACAUAAUGGAAUUAGAAAGAGCAAGUCUCACUAUCAGUCGACAGACACCUGAUACUCAUGACGCUACCACUUAUUUACGUGAAGAGACAACGAAAGGGAAAAGAAUAACGAUAAAUGUUUUUCGAGCAUUAAGUGAACUAGUCUCAGGCAAGCAGUUUAUACAUAAUGAAAAUAUCUUGACAAUCUUAUUAAACGUUUCAAAGAAUGGACAAAUGUUACCCAAUGAUUUAAUUGAUAAACUUGCGAAAAAAUUUGAUCCGAAACGUGUUCAACCUAAUUUAAUUGAAAUAUUCGAAAAUUUAGUUAAAAAUAAUCAGAAUGUAUCGGAGGAAUUUUUAAGUAAAUUAAGACUAGCUCUAGAUAAUCCAAUAGUUAGUGACCAAGCAUUGUAUAUUUUCUUACUGCAGGGACAAAAAGGUAAAAAUCUACCCGAAGAGAUCAUUCAUAAAAUUCUUAAUAAAUUUUUGACCUUAAAGAACCCAUCGAUAAUGAAACAAUAUUUGCCUGUUAUGCGUUCCGUUGUUGAACAGAAAGAUUGUUACAACUGUCACACACGAAAUCCUUCUUGUAAAAUAAAUGAUAGAACGUCCAAUACAUGUAUAAUUUCUCCUACUCAAAAAGCUUUAAGUCAUGCUCUUAAGACAAAUAAUCAAGAUGUUAUACGUGAAAGUCUUAGUGGAUUUAAAACACUCAAGUCGCUGUAUGAAGUUGAACUUGAAAAAGAAACUAUAGUAAUUCUGUUAAGUCUAGCAACAAAUGCCAUUUGUGAUGAAAGUAUGAAAGAAGAGAUUAGAUUGCUAUUAAAGGAUUCUAAAUUAGAAGAUGACGAAGAAAUGGCAUAUAAUCUCGCUUAUCUAAAAGAUGGCUCAGAUGAUCAAUUCAUAGAUGAGUUAGCUAAGUUCCACAAUCCUAGACUAUUGGCACAAAACUUUGAAAAAAUCAGCUCGAUCCUUAAUAAGGAUUCACAUUUAAAAGUCAAAGCUCUAGAAAUCUUACUGAGUUGUUCAAAUAAACAAAACAUUACAGAUAGUUUAUUAAGUGAUAUUGCACUUUUAUUAGAAAGUACGAACUCGAAAAACAUCAGAUCAUUAUGCUGUCAACUAAUAAGUGAAAUGGCUGAAAUAGGUCGAACUGUUACAGAUAACAUUAUAAUGCUUGUUCUUGACCAAGACGAAAAAGAAAAGUCAAGAAAUAUAUUAAAUUUAAUAUCUAAAAAUCAAACGUUUUCAGAAGAAAUACAAAUUAAAAUAAAAGUAAUACAUUCGGAUAUUGAUCUAACGAAAAAUAUCGAUCCAACAGCCCUUAGUGAAAUAUUAACUGAUAUGCAGAAAGAUUUCGACAAAUAUCAGAACUUGUCUAAGCCCUCCAUUCAACACUUACUUUCAUUAAGCAUUUCUGAAAAUGAUAUUGAAGAUAGUUUAGAAUUAAAACAAAAAUUAAUCGAUAUCUAUGCAUUAGUUCUCGUACAAGACUCUGAUUUCUGUUCAAAUCAAAUGAUCAUUGACAAUUUAGAGAAAGCGAUUAUGUCUAAAAUGAUAAAUCAGAAUAUUCUUAAUGCAUACAAAGAAAUUAUCAAACGAAAACGAUGCCAAACUAAUAAUUUUUCUAAAGUACUCAACGUUUUUAUAGACAUAUUGAAUCAGGAUAAGAACUUUGUAGAACUCUCUUUUGAUAUUCUUGUAUGUAUUGCUCUAGCAUCUGAAUAUAUAACGAGCUCAGAAUUAAAACACUUAGAAAAUAAUCUUUCUCAUGAUAAUGAGAUGAUUCGUAGUUGGUCAUUUAGAGGUUUGAGAGCAGCCUAUGAGAAAGGUUCGCACUCUGAAAUAUUUAAAGAAUGGUGUGAUAUUAUAAUUGAGUUGCUGAAAGAAAAGACAAAGAUUGAAGUUGAUUUCGAUUUAGAGUUAUGCGAAACUAUAACUUCAUUGAAGUUCAUUGAUUUUACUAAAAUAUAUGACAAGCCAAAAAAACAAUGGUCUAGAGAAUUGUUGAUAUUCGAUUUAAUAGAAAGAUUUCACAUAAGCGAAGGAGAACGAUUUCAGCUUUAUCAGGCUUGGUUGCAUAUUGAAGAACUGGAAGGAUAUAGGAAUGGCCAAAGUAAUGUAUUAUUAAAAUUAUUGCAUCGUUGUCUAAUAAAUAAUAAUAGCAUAUUGUUUAAUGAUUGUUAUCAGGCAAUAAAAGCUAUUAAGGAAAUUGAUUUUGAAAGUGUUCAUGAUAUUUUAGUAAAUAGUAAGAAUCCACUGAUUGAUUUCAAUACAAAGUAUUUAACCAUUAUUAUAACUAAGCUUUUAUCCAACAGAGAUGAGAUCAGACCUGAAUAUAUUAAAAAUUUAGCCAGUACUAUGAUAUCGAAAUUAGGCUUUGAUAUUAGUCAGAAAAUCUUAGAAGCAUUAGAGAGUAUUGUCAAUUUAGGAGAACUUGAUCAUCUGGUAGCUUUUUCUCAAAGAAAUAGUAUUAAAAUAUCUGAUAUCUAUGUUAAGAAUGCAACUAUUUCAAUAUUUAAAAGGUCAUUAGAGAUAAAAUUCCUAGGUAAUCAACUAAAAAAUGUUGAUAAACUUAAAUUAAGUACUCAUCUAGAUAGAUUAUUAGAUCAAAGAUGGACAUUUGAUGAGCUAAAUGGUUUAUUUGAAAUUUUUAGAGAGUCGAAUAAUCAUAAAAGAAACCAGUACUUUAUGUGUGUACUGGAAAUCUUAUCAGAUUAUAAAAUUCCUUCAACGGAUAAGAAAAAACUAUUGUUAGCUUUAAAGAAUCCAGCAGAACAUUGGCAAAGAGAAAUUAAUAAAAUUGCAAUUGAAAACAUUUUUUCUGAUAAAAGUCAAGAGAAAAAUACAGAAGAAUUAAUCAAAGAACUGAAGACUCAAAAUUCUCAUAAUCAAAAUAUAGCGCAUUUAACUGAAAGUAAACUGCGAGAAUGGAUAGAAAGAAUUAAUAAUCCAUCGUCGAUUUCUUCAUUGUCCAGUGAAAGAGGUACAGAUGGAUUUUCUUCAUUUACUUCGCAUCUUAUUACUCAGUGGACACGAGAAGACAUAAAGAAAUGGGCAGAGAAAGUAAAAAAAGAUACUGAGAUUUGUGAAAAUAAGGAAGAUUUCAUAAUAGAAGCUUUAACAGUAAUAAAACGAGCGACUUAUUUGGACACCGGAUUCCAUCUAACAAAUGCUCAAAUUUUAAGUUGUUUACUUGCUUUAAAGCCGAGUGAUAAUCAAGGAAGACUAUUACAGAUUGCAACGGGUGAAGGUAAAUCCACAAUUAUUAGUGUAUUAGCUGUAUUUUACGUUUUACAUGGUAAAACUGUAGAUAUUAUAACUAGUUCACCAGUACUUGCAGAAAGAGACGCAAGAGAAAAGGCGAAAUUCUACAGUAUGUUUGGUCUUAGUUGUAGUAAUAAUAAUGAUAAAGCAGUUUAUAUAUCAGGUCCGAAAACCUGUUACAAAAAACAAAUAGUUUAUGGUGAAGCAGCACAAUUUCAAUUUGAUAUUCUAAGAACAGAAUAUGCCCAACUUGAUACUUUAGGAGAAAGAAAAUGUGAAGUUGCUAUAGUUGAUGAAGUAGAUAGUAUGCUUAUUGAUGACAGUUCCAAGAUUGCUAGACUAGCAACAGCUAUAUCUGGUAUGGAUCAAUUACAAAUAAUUUAUCAUUUAUUAUGGAAUCGAUUUCUUUUCUUGCAAGAGAAAAUUAUUGAAAUAGAAAAUAAAUGGUAUUUAUUUUACGGAACGAUUAAAUUUAAAGAUGGAAAAUUUCUUUUAGAAUAUGAAAAUGAACAAAGAGAUACAGUUGUAAUUUCGGAUUUGAAAAGUUACUUAACAUCUAUAUCAGAUAUAGGUCAUAUAGGUGAAUUAAUCCCAGAAGAUGAAUCCGAUUCAUUUAUGAAAAAACAUCUUGAAAAUUAUAUUAGAUCAUUUAUUGUGAAAAAUAUUAAAAUACCAAAACAUUUUCUAGAUUUUAUUUCCAUGCAGAUACCUAAAUGGAUUGAAAAUGCUAUUACUGCUUUCCAUUAUCAGGAAAAUGUACGUUAUAUAUUACGUGAAGGCUUGAUUCAUCCAGUCGACUAUGAUAGCACAGGAAUAGUGCAGAGUUCUUCGAAUUGGAGUGACGGAUUACAUCAAUUUUUACAAAUAAAACAUAAUCUAAAAAUGACAUCAGAAACUUUUACUACGAAUUUUCUAUCUAAUAUAGGAUAUUUCACGAGAUAUGGUAAGAAUUUAUUUGGUCUUACAGGAACACUAGGUUCGGAAAGAGCUAAAAGAGUAUUAUCUGAUAUUUAUAAGGUCGAUUUAGUUAUUAUUCCUACUUUACGUCGAAAACAACAUCUCUCUUUUCCAGAUAUUGUAGUAAGUAAUGAAUUUGAUUGGUUAAAAGAAAUCUGUCAUUCAGCAAUGAACGAAUCGAGUAAAGACAGAGGAACUUUGAUUAUCUGUGAGACUAUUGAAGAUUGUAAAAUCAUAGGAGAACAACUUCAACAACGAUAUCGUUCGAGUGCGAUAAAACUUUACACAAUGAAUAAUAUGAAUCAAGAGCAGAAUAUAGAAAUCAUAUAUCCUGGAGAAAUAUUUGUUGCUACUAAUCUAGCAGGACGGGGUACAGAUAUAAAAACUGAUGAAAUAGAAAAGCACGGUGGUCUUCAUGUCAUUGUAACAUUUAUGCCAUUGAAUAAGCGUGUUGAAAAACAGGCAUUUGGUAGAACUUCACGACAAGGUAAACGAGGUACAAGUCAAAAAAUAUUAAAUGCUACGAAUUUAGUCCAUUAUAAGGAAUUUGAUGCGCAGAAAAUCACGGAGCUAAGAGAUAAAAUUGAAGCGGAGAUAUUAAACGAAUUUGAAAAUUCUGAGUUAAAAAUAAUUAAUUUAAAAGAUGAACUUUUCCAGAGAUUAUGCUCUUUAUUAAAUGAAAUACGACAAAAAAUUAGAGCAAAAGGUAGUCUGGUUUCCACAUUAAAAAAUAAAAUUAAACGCAUAACUAAAAAUGUCACUCCUUCCAUUUAUGAGUCUAACAUACUUCUUAGUAUUGAAGAACAAUGGGCAAUGUUUUUACGUAAACACGAUGAAAAGAAAACCUCUAUUGACGUCGAAAAAGUACGUGAAAGUUUCGUGGAAUUUAGUAAAAGAAUUAUUGAGGAUUACGAAAAUGACCGUAUCAUUAAAAACCCAUAUUAUCAUGUUAUCAUUGCUAACAAUAUAACUAUCAAUGAUAUUUUCUCGGAUAGUAAAUAUAAUGAAGCAAUGAAACAUUUCGAGCGAGCUAAAGAACUUGAUUCAGAUCAUUGUGCAGCUGCUUUUGUUGGAAUAGGAUGGCUUUUAUUAAAAGGUAAAGGAAGAAUUUUAGUCCCGAACAAACAAGAGUUAGAUUAUAAAAAUGCAGCUGUUAGAUCAUUUCGUAGAGCACUUGAAAUUCUAAGUGAAGAAAUGGCUGUGCUAACAUCUAUACAAGCACUUUUACAGCAAAGGCGUAUAGAUGUCGAUAGUCCCCUAUCUAAACAGUUGAUUCAGAAAAGUGAUAUUUUAGGUACUUAUUGUAAUCAUUUAGAAAGUCUUGUAAACACUGUAACAAAAUCGCAAAGAUUAAUUCAAAUAACAGAAAUAACUGACUAUUCAAAAUUGCAAGGAAAUACGAACAACAAUGGGAUUUUAAAAAAGAUAGUUUCACAUAAUAAAAUUGAGAAAGGCAUUGGGAAGUUUUGCGCUAUACGUUUAACAAAUUUCGAUCAAGUCGCCUAUUAUGAAGAUGCCAUUGAAAAUCGUGAAGAAAUUAUUGUUGUUCAAAAUAAUGAAAGUGAAUUUAUAGUUUUUUAUAAACA
Molecule: messenger RNA, 6932 nt
Organism: Rotaria sp. Silwood2
Lineage: Eukaryota; Metazoa; Rotifera; Eurotatoria; Philodinida; Philodinidae
Source: the annotation of a GenBank genome assembly